AUGAAUGUCAGCCCCAUGAAGAACCAAGCCGAGUCCAAGGCCACUCGGAGAGCCGAUCUGGUGGAAGAGAUGAAGGGCGUCCCCAGCGGCAGUUCCUUUCUUCUCACCGUUCCUGGGGAUGGAUCCAGCAGCGGUGGAUUGUUCGCUGAUAUGUCGGAAGAGAAUGACAAACUCCUCAAACAGAUCCACAGUGUGCAAAAGCUCCUUCCCAAGAAACAGCAAGAAGAGGAAGAAGAAGAGUCAGAUACGAAGCAGUUGUCACGAAGAAGUGCACACAAUGGUUUGCCGUCAAAGAAAGAAGAAAAGCAGGAAUAUAAAAGGUCUAGCAGCCGAAGGGACAUGAGAGAUGACUUGAAGCGUCGCAGCAGCCACAGACAGAUGGGAGCAAAGUCCUCCCACAAGCAGGAACUUUCUCCCCGUCGCAAGGAACGUUCCGCUGCCCCUGCAACGGACAGACUCAAGGGUAUGAGACGAUGCCAAACCGUAGACACAAAGCCAACCACCGAGCCGCCCAAGAGUAUGCGGCGAUGCAAGACUGUAGAGCAUGGAAAUGCCAAACAGCAACCCGAGACGCUAGAAGAGAGUCCUUGUGAUAAAGCGCCCCGAAACAGGCGUUCCCGUCGAUCCAUUCACUCCCCAGUAGCGGACCAAGAUUCACCUAUGCGACGCUCAGACCACGCAGCCAAGCGAACUGGACGCAAACAGGGUGCCGACGUGCGGAGCUCGCAGAUCCAUCAGGCAUUGAAACUACAAGAAUUGCAGCAUGCCCUGGUGGAUGACGAGUCUGGAACGAUAGAGGAGGAAGAAGAAGAACAGAAAGAAGAACAAAAGGAGCCGCCCAUGCAAGCAUCUGAAAAGGAUCAACCAGAAGUGGAAGGCAAGAACCUCUCCAAUUCUCAAUUGCAGGAUUUGAGCGACCGGUCGUCCACCCAUGGAUCCACCAGCCCAAGAAGAGCAUCUUCGAUGUUGCCUUCGUUUCCCCGCAUUUCCUUUGGCUUGGGUAGUGGUAAAAAAGAGGAAGGGCGUCAAAGCACGUUCCUGAAUACCAUGUCUUCCCUGGUCCCACAGCUCCCCGGGAGCAACUACGGGCUCAUGGAGGAAGAAGAGGACGAUUUUGAUGUGUUCCCUAAGGAAGAAUCCUCCAUGGCCAUGGAUGACAGUGCAGUUUCCAAACAGGAAGGCGACAGCAGCCGUAAUAAUCAUGGCGCCGCUUCUUUGGAAUCGGAAUCGGCUCAGGAUCAUGAAACGAAGAACAAGAAUGAGGAAGAGGAUACCCUCUGCACCUCGGCUCAAGGACGAAGCCGCGAGGACCUCAUCAGGAGUCGACGACAACGAAACCGCCGAGGGAAUUCAAGGAGAAACAUUGCGGACAACAAGAGCAAGAGCAUCUCACCACGAAGGCAGAACGGUGGAAAGCGGCAAAUCAAGUUGGCUAACAACCAGCUGGUCGACGACGUCUGCGCACAGUAG
Messenger RNA from Seminavis robusta, 1470 nucleotides. NCBI's taxonomy places the organism in Eukaryota, Bacillariophyta, Bacillariophyceae, Naviculales, Naviculaceae. The record is from the annotation of a GenBank genome assembly.